Clunio marinus is the source of this 327-nucleotide messenger RNA. The record is from the annotation of a GenBank genome assembly. NCBI's taxonomy places the organism in Eukaryota, Metazoa, Arthropoda, Insecta, Diptera, Chironomidae.
AUGAAUGAAAGAAAAUCAGAUUUCGAGUCGUUGUGUUGCUACAUGGAAUUCGCUAAAGUUUCUCAUAAAGGUCAUGAUUGCAAAUUAAAACAAGUAACACCGACAGUAUAUUAUGAUUGUUGGCAAAAAUGUAAAGCGCUUAUUGCUGGGAAUCGAACAAAACGUGCUGAACUUUUGGAGAAAUUAGCAAGAGGACAACAAAGAAGUUCAGGAAGUUAUUUAAAUCGAAAAACUCCAUCAACUGAUGCUGAAGGUGAAUGGUUCAUGACAAUGGUGACAUUGUCAAGAGACUGUUCAAUUGCAGAUGUUUGUCGAACGACGACUUAA